UACGGCCUAAAAUCGUCAUGUCUGGAAUCUUCUCUGUUUACGUUGGAAACGCUCCAUUCCAGACCACCGAGGAGGAGCUUGGAAACUUCUUCAGCAGCAUCGGACAAAUCAACAACGUCAGAAUCGUCUGUGAUCGCGAAACCGGACGUCCACGUGGAUUCGCCUUCAUCGAGUUCGCCGAGGAAGGAUCCGCACAGAGAGCCGUCGAGCAGAUGAAUGGAGCCGAGUUCAAUGGAAGACCACUCCGCGUCAACCUCGCCAACAAAUAAGUUGAUCUUCAUAUCGGGUUUUUGUUACUUUUUUGCUCUUCACUGAUCUCAUUAUUAAUAACAAUCCAAUGAAACUAUCGAUUU
Messenger RNA from Caenorhabditis elegans, 353 nucleotides. RefSeq names its product RRM domain-containing protein (gene rbm-3.1). The transcript has 3 exons. Gene Ontology annotation, molecular function: RNA binding; nucleic acid binding. NCBI's taxonomy places the organism in Eukaryota, Metazoa, Nematoda, Chromadorea, Rhabditida, Rhabditidae. The record is from RefSeq and is marked reviewed. Bases 18 to 269 code for a protein of 83 amino acids.